Molecule: messenger RNA, 2103 nt
Organism: Fulvia fulva
Lineage: Eukaryota; Fungi; Ascomycota; Dothideomycetes; Mycosphaerellales; Mycosphaerellaceae
Exons: 1
Coding region: 1-2103 (700 amino acids)
Biological process (GO): carbohydrate metabolic process
Source: RefSeq, a predicted model, not a curated record
AUGAUCAAGCACAUCUCUGCUGUGCUGCUCACGGGCUGGCUAUCGACAGCGACAGCGCAGUCGUCGUGUUGGCGAGACACAGUAUGCAAUGGACCUGAAGAAGCAGCCUUCCCUGGCCCAUGGGAUGAGAACAAUUAUGCCCCGCACUCUAGGACAGUCGUGCCGGUCAGCAUUCUCUCCUUGAGCAAUGCCUCCGUAAUCUCGAGCUACCCAGCGACCAUAACCCUGCAAGGCAAUGCGAGUGCGUACGUCUACGCUUUCGGCAAAGAGGUGGGAGGUAUUGUCACCGUUCAGUACACAACCACUGGUGGAGGAGGAUCCUUAGGCUUGGCCUUUACAGAAGCAAAGAACUGGAUCGGCCUCGCUAGUGACUCCAGCAAUGGAAAGUUCGCACGCGGCACUGGCGACCAAGCAUGCGCUGAUGGUGCCCUCUACUCACGCUUCUCCUCCGCUGGGCAUCAUACCUACGAGAUGGAUCUGCCAAAGCUUCGAGGCGGUUUUAGCUACCUUACAUUGUUCCUGCUAUCGAACAGCACUGAGACUACCUUGACCAUCAACGAUGUCUCCCUCGAGAUUGGCUUCCAGCCCACUUGGUCGGAUCUGCGCGCAUACCAGGGCUAUUUCCACUCCAACGACAAGGAGCUGAACAAGAUCUGGUAUUCUGGCGCGUACACGCUGCAGACGAAUUAUGUGCCGACUGACACCGGACGAUGGGUGCCCACUCUCGCCUCCAGCUGGGCGAACAACGGAUCGCUUGCAAAUGGCUCGACUGUCAUUGUCGAUGGAGCUAAGCGAGAUCGAGCAGUAUGGCCAGGAGACAUGGGCAUCGCUGUUCCUGCAUCUUUCGUCUCCUUAGGCAAUGACCUUGACAGCGUUAGAAAUGCUCUACAAACAAUGUAUGAUCAUCAAAACAGCGAUGGCUCUCUACCAGAAGCAGGACCGCCACUUCUACAGCAGGACAGUGACACAUAUCAUUGCUGGACGAUGAUUGGGACAUACAAUUACGUGCUGUACACAAACGAUACCGAAUUCCUUCGAGAGAAUUGGGAUCGCUAUCUCUUCGCGAUGGAGUAUGUCUACAGUCUGGUCCUGGAGCCUCUGGGCUUGCUGAAUGUCACUGGCACCAGAGAUUGGGCACGUCAAGCCACUGGCGGCAACAGCACAGAGCCGAACAUGAUCUUGUACAGAACUCUCGUUACUGGUGCUGAGCUGGCAGCAUGGCUAGGCGACACGGCCCUCAGUGAGACGUACCUUUCGCAAGCAGAGACACUAGCCCAGAACAUCAACACCCACCUCUACGAUGUCAGCUUCGGAGCGUUCACAGACAACAUAACGACAACCCUCCACCCACAAGAUGCAAACAGCAUGGCGAUCCUCUUUGGCGUCGUCUCAAACACUUCUUCCAUGGCCCAAUCCAUCUCCGAACGUCUGACAGAUAAUUGGACUCCAAUUGGCGCCGAAGCACCAGAAUUAUCCAACAACAUCUCACCCUUCAUCUCCUCCUUCGAGAUCCAGGCACACCUCACCAUCGGCCAGAUCUCUCGCGCAUUAGAUCUCAUCCGCCGCAGCUGGGGCUGGUACCUCAACAACGAGAAUGGUACACAGUCCACCGUCAUCGAAGGUUACCUCACGAAUGGCUCAUUUGGCUACCGUAACUACCGCGGUUAUGCGUAUGAUUCGAGCUAUGUCAGUCAUGCGCACGGCUGGAGCGCUGGGCCUACGAGUGCGUUGACGGAGUAUGUCCUUGGACUGCGGGUGACGGGGGUCGUGGGUAGUACGUGGACUCUUGCGCCGCAGUUUGGUGAUCUGACGAAUGUUGAGGGCGGGUUUGUCACUAGUCUGGGCAAGUUUCAGGCUGGGUGGAAUGGGACUGGGAAUGGGACUGGGACUGGGAUUGGGACUGGGACUGGGAAUGGGACUGGGUAUAGCCUUGAGUGGAGUACACCGGGUGGGACUGAGGGGACGGUGGUGUUGCCCAAAUUGAUGGGCGGAGGAAGUGGGAGUGUUGUGUUUGAUGGGAGCAGGAGAAGUGACUUGGUCGCUGGUUGUACUUUCAAGGUAGAAGGAGGUGAGCAUAUAUUAGUGGUGAGCUCACUGUGGUAG